AUGGAACUGCAAAGGUGUGAGACACAUGUUUCCUUUAUGGAGACGCAUGACAUGGACUUGUCUUCUGGUAAAGAGAAUGAUCUGGGUUUCACUAUGGUUACGGGCAUUGGAAACAAACAGCAGGACCACACAUAUUCGUCUAAAGAAUGCAAGAGCUCUGCUGGCCAACGGACGCAAGAUAAUCUUAAUAACCUUCAGCGUGAAGUUAUUCUCAAUGGCUUUAAUAAUGACCUCCAGGUCCCAGAAGACAGCCAAAGGAUAAAUACAAGAACACCAAUCUACAAAACACAGCCUGAACGAGAGAUAGUGAAUGAUUUUGUCGAUGAGGAUGACUUCCUAAGAGCGGCAUUAGAAAACAAAUUGUGGAUGAUCAAGAGUUACCUUGCCAGGGGCGCAGACCCAAAUGCUUGUGAUAAUUUCAACCGUACGGCUCUACAUAGAGCUUGCUCUCAGGGCAAUGUCGAGAUAGUGAAAACGCUUCUGGAGGCGGGCGCUUCAAUAGAAAAUGUAGACAAGCUUCAAGCAACGGAAGUUCACUGGGCUUGUCGUGGUGGCAGCUUGCCUGUGCUUGAGGUGCUACUUAACCACGGGGCAAAGCUGGAGUCAAGAGACAAGCUUCACAGCACGCCCCUUCACGUGGCGGUGAGAACCGGAAACUACGAGUGUGCCGAACAUCUCAUACACUGUGGCGCAGACAUCAAUGCCAAAGACAGGGAGGGUGACACACCAUUGCAUGAUGCAGUCAGGCUGAAUCGCUUUAAAUUCAUACAGCUCCUCCUGUUGCAUGGGGCCGACAUAAAACACAAGAACUGUGAGGGAAAGACACCUAUGGACAUUGUUUACGAGUGGCAGAAUGGAGCUAAAAACCUCUUUAACAACUUGAAGAAUAGUACAAAUUGAAACGUUUGCAACAAUUGUAAACUACAUCUAUUGAUGAGAAAGGAUUUGCCUAAAUACGUGCAUUUUUAUAUUGUCUGCAUAUUUGAAUGAUACCUCAGAAAGGUGCAUUAUAGCACUGUGCAUGGUUUUACAUGUUUAUAAGAGAAAAGGUUUAUUGAAAGUGUGAUAAUACAAAGCAUGGUAAAGUCGCUUUUUAUUAAAUCAUAGAUAAGACGGAGAAUUCUAAUGGGAGAUUGUGCUUUCUCUUUUCACGAUGAUAAUGAUUCCCAUUUCUGGGAUUAGAUUUUUCUUUAAAGGGACACCCCACUUUUUUUGAAAAUAUGCUCCAUAU
Molecule: messenger RNA, 1231 nt
Organism: Misgurnus anguillicaudatus (oriental weatherfish)
Lineage: Eukaryota; Metazoa; Chordata; Actinopteri; Cypriniformes; Cobitidae
Source: RefSeq, a predicted model, not a curated record